ACCAUUUCUCGACCGGACUUGUAGUUGUUGUUGUGAUUUUAAGUGAGGUGGACUUUGUUGUAUUUUUCAUUAAAAAAAAAUUAGAUGGGGUUGGGUGCGACUUUGAAGUGGCUGGUUCUGGCCCAUGUGCUGGCUGCAGCCCUAGGUGAGCCUUCAUACUACCACCAAAGAGGGUACCCGUACUACACAAACAGUUACACUUACUACACCAAUCCGUUCAGACAGUAUUACAAUUAUUACAACAGUCCGGCUUAUACUAAGUACAGAAGUUGGGACAAUUAUUACAAUUACAAAAGCUACAGCCGACCGACGAGCUAUGAUGAUGAUACGGUUUAUGUUACUGAUAUGUAUGGGAACACCAGAGCGUCGUCGGCCAGGAGUUUGAGAGCCAUGGCCUACGUUUCGUCGUGUUCAAGCGGCACUUGCGGCCAAAACGCCCAAUGUUCCAUCAUUGGAGGACGUCCAGUGUGCUCCUGCUUCAAAGGGUAUCUUGGAGACCCCAUCACUUACUGCAAAAGGGCCGAAUGUCUCGACAAUUCCGAAUGUCGGGGGCAUUUGACAUGUCGCAGUGGGCGUUGCAUUGACCCUUGCGAUGGUACUUGCGGAGCUAAUGCCCUUUGUACCGCCAGAAACCACCUCCCGGUGUGCACAUGCCCUCCGGGUUAUACAGGAGACCCUUUUUCGCACUGCCGACGUUUCGACCCCUCUGAAUUAUGCCACCCAAGCCCAUGUGGUGCCAACACCCAUUGCGAAGUGGUCAACGAGACGCCCACCUGCAAGUGCCUUCCGGGGUACCAUGGCUCACCGAUCAGUGGGUGUCGCCAUGAGUGCGACAGUGACAGCGAAUGUGGGCCUUCUAUGGCUUGUAUCGAGUUUAAAUGUCAAAAUCCGUGUUCACAAUGUGGCAAAAAUGCCGAAUGUGAUGUCAGGAAUCACCGACCGGUUUGCAAAUGUCCGAAAAAUUAUUUCGGGAAUCCCCUGGUGUCCUGCCAACCUGAGUGUUACGGAGAUAGGGAUUGUCCAGCAGGAAGGCCAGCUUGCUUCUAUGGGAUUUGUAAAAAUCCCUGCGAUGGAGUCUGUGGAGUUGGGGCCAAUUGUGAGUUAAGGGGAUUGACUCCAAUUUGCUCCUGUCCGAGGGAUAUGACGGGAGAUCCCUUCAUUCACUGCCGGCCGUUCGACAAACGUGACUUAUGUGAACCAAACCCUUGUGGGGACAACGCGCGUUGUGAGCCAGGCCACGACCGAACAGGAAAAGAACGUCCAGUCUGCACCUGCCAUCCAGGUUACGUAGGAGACCCCUUGGUGUCCUGUCGUCCUGGCGAAUGCACCGAGGACUCCCACUGUCCCGAUUCCAAAGCCUGCAUCGAUUACAAAUGCCAAAAUCCGUGUGUAGGGCAAUGUGGGGUCAACGCUAAUUGUAAUCCUAGGAGACAUAUUGCUGUGUGUACGUGUGCCGAAGGGUUCAAUGGGGACGCUCUGACUCAGUGCCAUAGGAUUCAAGGGGGGACUUAAAUCACUGCCAAAUAACGUGUAAUUUUAUUUAACGAAACAAUAAACACUUCUUCUAA
Messenger RNA from Tribolium castaneum (red flour beetle), 1568 nucleotides. It is a transcript of the gene aspr, whose product is annotated as asperous. The transcript is spliced from 5 exons. The coding region runs from base 85 to 1512 and encodes 475 amino acids. Lineage: Eukaryota; Metazoa; Arthropoda; Insecta; Coleoptera; Tenebrionidae. The record is from RefSeq and is a predicted model, not a curated record.